This is a messenger RNA of Rotaria sp. Silwood2, 816 nucleotides long. Lineage: Eukaryota; Metazoa; Rotifera; Eurotatoria; Philodinida; Philodinidae. The record is from the annotation of a GenBank genome assembly.
AUGACCCAAAUCACAAAAAUUUUAUUUUUGUCCAGAUUUGGUAGUGACCCAUUAAAAAGUGAUUGGAAUGAUUUUCAACAUCUUGCAACACAAAGUCGUUAUCUUACACCAAAAACGUUUACUGGAUUUCCAGCUCAUCAAUCUAAAUUAGCAGCAAUUAAAAAACAAUUAUAUAAUCCAAAUUUACCAUCUAUUCGACAUAUGGAACGUGAUGAUGUUUUAUGUCGUUUACCAGAUGAACAUUGUCGUCAUACAACUUCAUUAACUACGGGUUUGCGUUUUAUACAAAUAAAUUCAUGUUUUUUAAUUGCAGCUUUUAAUUUAGGACAAUUUGAAAAUUUUGAUCCAACUAGAGAUGAUGCAUUUAUUGAAUUAUUUGGAUUAAACUGGCACGAUGCAGGUAAAACUUUGAUGGAUACAGAUGAUUCAGCACCGUUACAACAAGAGCCAUCGCCAGUAUUUGGUGCUAGGUUACGACCAGACAAGUCGCAAAUAGAUUCACGUCCAACUCAAAGUAAACUUUAUCGAAGCCCAUCAUUAUCAUGUUUAUCACCUUCGGCAACAUUAACAAAACCAAUUAAAUAUAGUUAUCGUAACUAUGGUAGUGGUACGUUUGAUCAAACUACUAAACAUACAAUGUGGCCACGAUUUCAUAUGAAUACAAAAAAUUCUUUUGAUUCAAUUAAUCGAAUGCCUCUGCCUAGCCAAAUGCAGAAUAUUUUCCGUUCAGCAAGUAUGAAUGUUGGUGUUUCAAAUGCUCCUUGGAAAUCAGCAGGUCCUAUUGGUAACAGUGGUUCAAAGAUAACUCCAGUUUAA